AUGUAUAUAUCUAAAGAAAUUUCUACUAUAUUUGAUUCGGAGAUCCACAAAACAGGAGCAGAUCCUGCUCUCUUUAGAGCUGUUAAGUAUGGGAUAAUUGAAAUAGUUGUUGAGAUAAUUAAAGCUAAUCCCAUCUUUUUGACUCACCAAUAUUUUAAAAAGGACAUGAUUCAAACUGCGAUAUGUUUACGGCAAGAGAAAGUUUUCAACCUCAUAUAUGGAGCUGGUAAAUGGAAGUAUUUGAUGAUUUCUGGAUUGGACAAGCACAAUAAUAACAUAUUACAUCUUGCAGCCAAGUUAGCACCUCCAAAUCGACUAGCUCAGAUAUCAGGUGCAGCUUUGCAAACGCAAAAAGAGCUACAAUGGUAUAAGGAAGUGGAAAGCAUUGUAGACCCUUCAUACAAAUUAGAUUUAAACCAUGAUGGUGAAAAACCAAGUGAAUUGUUUACUAAUAGCCAUAAGCAGUUGAUGGAAGAAGCAGAGAAAUGGACAAAGGGGAUUGCACAUUCUUCCACCGUUGUGGGUGCUCUUAUCAUUACGAUUAUGUUUACUGCUGCAUUUACUGUUCCCGGAGGUAAUACUCAAGAUAGUGGAUAUCCAAUAUUCUUACAUAAAAAGGCAUUUAAAGUUUUCAUAACAGCUGAUGCGGUUUCUCUAUUUGCGGCCUCUACUUCGGUAUUAACAUUCUUAGGAGUCUUGACUUCACGUUAUGCAGAAGAGGAUUUCCUCGAGUCAUUGCCUAGAAAGUUAAUCAUUGGUCUUUCGACUCUUUUCUUCUCCAUUGCAGGCAUGAUGAUAGCCUUUUGUGCUACUCUUAUAAUAAUGCUUGAUGGAGAUUUGAAACUUAUCAUUCCUACUGUUUUGUUGGCUAGUGUUCCAGUUGCAGUUUUCAUAUUUUUGCAAUUUCCUCUCCUUGUUGAUAUUUUCAUAUCCACAUAUGGACCAGGCAUGUUUGAUAGAAAAACGAAAUAUCUGUUCGAAAAAGAUCCUAGCUUUGCAUAG
This is a messenger RNA of Hevea brasiliensis (rubber tree), 1002 nucleotides long. RefSeq lists its product as uncharacterized. The transcript is spliced from 2 exons. Bases 1 to 1002 code for a protein of 333 amino acids. NCBI's taxonomy places the organism in Eukaryota, Viridiplantae, Streptophyta, Magnoliopsida, Malpighiales, Euphorbiaceae. The record is from RefSeq and is a predicted model, not a curated record.